Messenger RNA from Lachancea nothofagi CBS 11611, 918 nucleotides. Lineage: Eukaryota; Fungi; Ascomycota; Saccharomycetes; Saccharomycetales; Saccharomycetaceae. The record is from the annotation of a GenBank genome assembly.
AUGGCUAAUCGUGGACCUCAGAUUUCGCAUGUAAGAGAAUAUUAUUGCCAAUAUACGAAUCAACUACACAAGAAACAAAAAUCGUGGCACGAUGGGAAAUUAAAAUAUUAUCAGUUGAACCAGAAGUUUCAGCUUUACACGAUCGAAGGCGGAGUUUUACUUAGUAGCGGGUUUAUCACAAAUCUGCAGCGUCUGGAAUACAUUUUAGAUGAUUCAGGGUUCAACAAAGAAGAGCACAAGAUUUUCAGCCAGUUUUUAGUGAUCAUCGAUUGUCUGCAAUGUGAAUACGACCGGGAUGUAAGCGGAUUAGCAAACGACAGCUCAACAGCUUACAAUUUGAAAAAAUAUUCAGAAGAUGGAGCAGGGGCAGUGGGUGUUUCGAAAGUGAGCUGCAAAGUGCGAACUCAAAAAUCUAAGCUUCCUAGCCAUCAUGACAGUUUAGCACUAGUGUUCAAUAAGCCAUUUCGGCGACCAAGAAUCAAUAAAGGCGCACAGGGUAGAGUGGAAAAGAUUGGUGAGAAGGAGGGAGUAGCAGAAAAGGUUGGCCAACCCCGAAGUUCCAAACGAGACCCUGGGAACGUCUCGCUUGCUUUAGAUAUGUCGCGAGCCGCAGUAGCUGGCAGGAACUGUACUCAAGAUAGACUGCGAAUGGAAAUGACACCAAUUACACAGCAAAAUGUUCCGAGGGAGAAACCACAAGCAGCGCUUGCUAUAGCAUCGCCGCGUGAAUGUGACAAGAUUCCAAGGCGACAGAUAAUUGAAACUACAUCAGCGCGGCACAUAGAUAAAAAGCCUCCUACCCGAGAAGAAGUUGUGGCAAAAACCAUGCAGAGCCAAGCUACGCGUCACAACGACGCUGGAUUCCGCAUUCACAAGAAAAGCAUCACCAUUACGCAUCAACCUAUCAAUUUAGGCUAA